AAUCGCAUUUGGUGUGACCGCAUCCGAAAACGUGAAGUGAGCGCCAUCGGUUGCGUUUUUUCGCGAAAUAAAAUAAGAGCAAAUUAACUGACAGGAUCAAAAUGGGGGACAAGCUGCUGGACUCCACACAAAUCAUCAAUGGGCUCGCUGUGAUGCUGUCGUUUUUCGUCGGCUACCGAUACGCCCUGAAGCGUGGAGACGCCAAGGACCUGUCUGCGGGCGAAGGAGCAAGUGCGGCGGUUGGAGCCGAAAUGUCCAGUUCUAUGGAAGCUCCAGUGGCCGAUAAGGGCUACGGCGGCUUCAACGAGAACUUUAAGAUGGUCCUUGUCGUCCGCAACGACCUAAAGAUGGGCAAGGGAAAGAUUGCCGCCCAGUGUGGCCACGGAGCUGUCGGCGCCUAUCAGCGGGCAGUGGGACGGACGCCACGGUUGCUCCGUGCUUGGGAGAACUGCGGCUGCGCCAAGAUCGCCGUGCGCGUGGAGAGCGAGGCGGAGCUAAUGGCCAUCAAGAAAGCAGCCGAGCGGCAACAGUUGAACACCUGCCUCAUCCGCGAUGCCGGACGCACUCAGAUCGAGCCCAACUCCAAGACUGUGCUGGCCAUUGGGCCGGCAGCCGCCGAUGAUAUCGAUCAGGUGACCGGCCACCUGAAACUGCUGUAAGAUCUGCGCAUUAAAGGAACUCUCGCAAGCCAUGUAGUAUCACUAAUUCACUAAGUGCAACCCGACAAUUCUCGAAGCAAUAGGGCGCAUGGGGUGGCGGUGGAAAGGUAGAGAUGGCGUCAUGCCACUGAUGAUGAGGCGGAGAGGAUGACGACGACGACGACUGUGACAUGCAAGUUAAGCUAAGAUUUACGUUAUCACGUUAACUGUGAACCGAGCUGUUACAUAUUAAAUGAUUGGCAGUCCCAGCCUGGAACUGCAAAGCUCUAA
Molecule: messenger RNA, 929 nt
Organism: Drosophila kikkawai
Lineage: Eukaryota; Metazoa; Arthropoda; Insecta; Diptera; Drosophilidae
Product: probable peptidyl-tRNA hydrolase 2
Cellular component (GO): mitochondrion; cytosol
Molecular function (GO): peptidyl-tRNA hydrolase activity
Source: RefSeq, a predicted model, not a curated record